UAUUUUUAACUUGCGGAGUACAGACGUAAUACUUGCGUUGUAAAGUCGGUGAUUUCUUUCAAUUGAAUUAAAAAUUAUCUAAACUAUAUAAUAGAACACACUGAAGAUAUAUAAAAACGAUGGCGAAGAAACUCCAAUUAUGCGGUACCGAAGCGGAAAUGAGAGAGAUAGCGGGUAGGAUCUGCAGGAACUACCUCCACGGUGCUUGGAAGAGCGUUGAUCCAACGGAUCUGGACUUCAGACGGAUCAGUGGUGGCCUCUCCAAUUUCCUGUACUAUGUCGCCCUGCCGUCAGACACGUCGAAACUCGGCGGGUACGCGAGAGAGAACUCGCCAGAGACGGAGGAGAGUCGACUGGUGAAGAAACCGAUUUUGAGUUCCCAUUCCUUUUCGAUGGAUGAACCGAAAAAGGUGUUGCUGAGAAUUUAUGGACAAGUCCAUGGCGAGCGCGCGAUGGACGCUAUAGUGACUGAAUCUGUGAUAUUCACAUUGCUCUCUGAGAGGAGAUUGGGUCCGAAGCUCCAUGGCGUGUUCUCUGGGGGGAGGAUCGAGGAAUAUAUACCUGCGCGUUCACUUCUCACAAAAGAAUUAUCCGAACCGGCUCUGUCCAUGAAAAUAGCGGAGAAGAUGGCUGCCAUACAUUCGAUGGACGUGCCGCUGUCCAAGGAACCUAACUGGUUGUGGAAGACCAUGGGCAAGUGGAUGAAGACGGUCAAGGAGGAGAGGCUGGCGCAGAAUGCGACUGGCAAGAACGAUGAAGAACAGAGCAUAAUAAAACAGCUUAAGUCAGUCGAUUAUGAGAAAGAGGUUGAGUGGUUGAAGAAGUUCCUCGCGUCAGUCGAGUCCCCGGUCGUGUUCUGUCACAAUGACAUGCAGGAGGGUAACAUUCUCAUUCUGGAAGACGAAAUCCAAUCAACAUCAGAUGAUGAGCUAUACACAUACGAUGACUCAAAGAAAAGUCAGUACGUUCUGACCCAAUACGACGACACGAACACAUCUGACUCCAUUCACAGUCACAUAUCAGACUCGGGCGAACCGAAGUUGGUGCUCAUCGACUUUGAGUACUGUGCGUACAAUUACAGGGGUUUCGAUAUAGCGAACCAUUUCCAGGAAUGGUCGUACGAUUACACGAAUCCGGAACAUCCCUUCUAUUAUGAGAAUCAAGAGAAUUCUCCCACUUUGGAACAGAAGGAGAUAUUCAUCAAGGAGUACCUAAAGCAUUACCACACCAACCUCUCGGAGGACAAAGAGGUUGAACCCUCGAUCGAUGACAUAAAUCAGCUGUUGUGCGAAGUCGACGCCUUCGCCUUGGCCAGUCACUUCUUCUGGUGUCUCUGGUCCAUUGUGAACGCAUCCAAGAGUCAGAUACCCUUCGGAUACUGGGAAUACGCGCUAUCCAGGCUGGAUACCUACCUGCGCUUAAAGCAGGAGGUCGUGAAAAAAGACAAAUACGGCUUCCCGCAGAAGAGGAAAAUCUGCGAAGUGGACAUUUGAGUUAAGUGCGACUAAGUCCUUGUCUAAAAUCGGAGGUGCGAGCGAGACGGAAGGAACUGAUCAUUCAGCGUGUGUGAAAUCGUUAGCGGAAAGAUUAAUUUCGAUUUUGUUGUGAUAUUUUUAUUUUUGAACACGCUGUAUAUAGAAGAUUUUUUUUUUCGUACACAUUAUUAAACAUGCUAUAUAUCUGUAUAGUAUGUAUGUAUAUAUAUCAGUUGAUAAUAUAUGUUAUAUAUUUAUUGGUAAUUUGAAAUUUACCGCACUGAUCUGUUGUAUAUCGUUUUUUUUAUUUCUAUAUACAGGUGUUGUAAAUAAGUCACGCGAUAUUCGCUUCGAAUAUUAAAUAAAAAAAAAAAAUAAGCAUGAUGUGAAUAUUAAUCGUGAUAAAAAUGAUUUGUCUGUCUGUAAAUAAGUUAAUUUAUGAUACAGUAUUACCGCACAAGUUUUUUUAAACAUUCCCCUGAUUAAAAAAAUAGAGGAAAUACU
This is a messenger RNA of Vanessa atalanta (red admiral), 1979 nucleotides long. Its product is annotated as choline/ethanolamine kinase. Gene Ontology annotation, molecular function: choline kinase activity; ethanolamine kinase activity. Bases 120 to 1493 code for a protein of 457 amino acids. Gene Ontology annotation, cellular component: cytoplasm. The transcript has 9 exons. Gene Ontology annotation, biological process: phosphatidylethanolamine biosynthetic process; CDP-choline pathway. The record is from RefSeq and is a predicted model, not a curated record. NCBI's taxonomy places the organism in Eukaryota, Metazoa, Arthropoda, Insecta, Lepidoptera, Nymphalidae.